Miscanthus lutarioriparius is the source of this 1203-nucleotide messenger RNA. Lineage: Eukaryota; Viridiplantae; Streptophyta; Magnoliopsida; Poales; Poaceae. The record is from the annotation of a GenBank genome assembly.
AUGGUGUUGUCUCCGUGCCCCCCAUGGAACAUCACAGUUCUUCAGGGCCAGAGUGGAUUCAAGGAAGAGAUCAAGUGUGACUUCAUAAAUAACAAUUUGGCUGAAUCUUGGAAUGCAUGGAUCCAAGCACACAAAGAUCUACCAUUAGACAUUCUAGCUGAUGCUAUCAGGCAUAAGACAAUGGUACUUUUUGAGAAGAGAAGGAAGAUAUCCAAGGCCCUAAAAGGAUUCAUACUACCAGCAAUAAUUCAUCAGCUAAAUGCAGCCUCAAAGGGACUGAACCAUCUGAAGGAAACUAAGGGUGGACCCAACCAAGCAGAGGUGAUAGUCAUGUACAAUGAUGAAGUUGUCAAGAGGCAUGUUGUCUACCUGGACCAACAUGAGUGUACAUGCAGAGAGUGGCAAGUGAGUGGCAAGCCCUGUCCCCAUGCACUGGCAGUCAUAACAACUGAAAGGCAGCCAAAUAUGGAGCAAUAUGUGGAUGUGGCCUACUCAGUGCACAAGUUCCAAGCAGCAUAUGCAGGAAUGAUUCCUGUCAUCACUGAUAAGAGCCAGUGGCCGGUAGUUGAGAAGGGAUUCAAGCUUCUUCCACCAAUUGGGAAGAAAAGAGGACUUGGGAGGCAAAGGAAGAAGAGGGUUAAGGGAUGCCUAGAGAGAAGUGGCAAAGCCACAAGGCAGGUUACUUGCAAGGGCUGUGGUGAAUUAGGCCAUAGAAGGACCAGUUGGAGGUGCCCACUAAGUGGCACCAAAAAAAGGAAGAGGACAAGAAAGACAAAGACCAAAAAGGGGCCAAAGAAGGGUGCUGACAGGGAGUAUGAACCUGCUCCAGCUAGUGAAACUGCAGCAGCACCACCUGAGCCUUCACCAGCUCCACCAGCAGAAGCAGCACCUGAGCCUUCACCAGCUCCACCAGCAGAAGCAGCACCAUCACCAAGGACUCCAAGAACAAGGGCAGCAGUAGCAAGGGAAAGAGAGGCAGAGGAAGCAGCAGCAGCAGCAAGGAGGUUGAACUUGGAAGCUCCACAACCACUUGAAAUGAUCAUUCCAGAGGCUGAAUCUCUGCCAAACCCUGCACCAGCCAAGAAGAUGACCCCUAGGAGGAAGCAGCUAGCCACAAAGACUGAACUUGCUAUGUUUGUGUCAUGUAUGCGGACUGAACUUGCUAUGGUUGUCAAGAGCAUAUCAGUGGUCUUGCAAAGAUGA